AUAAGUAAAUAAAUAUGUAGAGUAUAGAUAACUAAUGCUUGUAUCGUAUUCAAUAGUUACAACUGUAUCGAACCCAAAUUGAACUACGCGUACUGUUGUUCAGUUCAUCUUCUUUAGGGGAACAUUAUGAAUCUGCUACAAAAGGAAGUGAUCGGAGACUGGGAGAUCUCGACUGUAAAGGACCGCAUCAGUAACUCGAACGAACGAGAUACAGAUGAGGCCGCACUGAAUAUUCCGCUUCCUGAAAUGUAUUUCGGUUUCAACAAGCUACGAGUCGAACACAUAACUGGAUGGGCAUUAGAAUUCAUGGCCAUGGAUGCACUCGACAUGGUUGACAAAGACACGCCUACGGUGAAAGUGGGAUGGGCCGACCACUGGCACAGAAAUAGAGGUCAUAGCGAACAUAUAAAGGAAGUUGUCAAACCUUUUGAUUGGACGUAUAGUACGGCUUAUACUGGUUCUCUGCGAUCUGUCGAUGGUGAUCAGACGAUCAAUUUGCCCACUAUCUCAGCGGCACUCCAGGGAGAGGCUAUCGACUAUGAACUAUUGAAGCCUCACAGAGAACCUAUAUUGUUUUAUGGUGAAGUCAUACUCUUCGAAGACGAACUGGCGGACAACGGCGAGAGUACCGUCAGCGUCAAAUUUAGAUGCAUGCCUAGCGGAUUCUUUAUUCUCUUGAGGCAGUUUAUCCGCGUGGACGACGUUCUCAUCAGGAUACGUGACACGCGCAUACACCACAUAUUCGAAACCCAACAUAUGAUCCGCGAAACGGUCACCAAGGAAGGCGUGUACAAUAAAGUCAUCCCGUCUAUUUCAAUGUCACAGGAUAAGACAAACACAAAUAUACUGCGAGACCCGCCGGCCUUGGAUGCAGCACUAACUCUCAUGUCCAGCAACGUCGAUAUCAUAUCGUGGGAGAACAAAUCGGAUGCGAUCUUAUAGUAUAUAUGUAUCAAGUAAAAUAAUAAAAACGGUCGAAAACCUC
Messenger RNA from Sphaeroforma arctica JP610, 985 nucleotides. RefSeq lists its product as hypothetical. Gene Ontology annotation, biological process: TOR signaling. Gene Ontology annotation, cellular component: cytosol. Bases 127 to 942 code for a protein of 271 amino acids. Lineage: Eukaryota; Ichthyosporea; Ichthyophonida. The record is from RefSeq and is a predicted model, not a curated record. The transcript is spliced from 7 exons.